AUGUCUCCCUCAGAAGAAGAGGACCAGAUACUAGAGGAGGCCUUGUCACACCAAUGCAGGAACAAGGUUCUCACUCCGUGGCAGAAAGAGCCAUGGCAGACGAAGCCACGGCAAACAGAACCACCUCUGUCCACCAGGGCGGAUCUGACCUCCAUGGUGGCGGAGCUUAAGGCCUUCUUUGCCUCCGAGAUGGCGGUGCUUAAGGAAGACCUGAAUAUGCUGGCCGGGCACGUACGAGCCACGGAGGAAAGCGUUCAUAAUCUACGAAUCAAACAAGACUCUACCACAGCACAAACGCUCGAAAUUGAAUGCCACAUGUGCACAGCUAAGCGCCAAGAUCGGGCAAUUAGAAGAUGCAACAAGACAAAGUAA
This is a messenger RNA of Pelobates cultripes (western spadefoot toad), 372 nucleotides long. The record is from the annotation of a GenBank genome assembly. NCBI's taxonomy places the organism in Eukaryota, Metazoa, Chordata, Amphibia, Anura, Pelobatidae.